Messenger RNA from Colossoma macropomum (tambaqui), 3545 nucleotides. RefSeq names its product cilia and flagella associated protein 70 (gene cfap70). Gene Ontology annotation, biological process: cilium assembly; cilium movement. Gene Ontology annotation, molecular function: protein binding. Gene Ontology annotation, cellular component: motile cilium; extracellular exosome. The transcript is spliced from 26 exons. The record is from RefSeq and is a predicted model, not a curated record. Bases 65 to 3313 code for a protein of 1082 amino acids. NCBI's taxonomy places the organism in Eukaryota, Metazoa, Chordata, Actinopteri, Characiformes, Serrasalmidae.
UUAUCAGCUUUUGUUUCACAUUGGAUCCUUGUUUUUUCAGCAUCCUUAUUUUUGAGUUUUCAGCAUGGAUCCUUAUCCAGGCGCUGCCAGUGUUCCAGUGCACAUAACUGUGUUACGAGGAAAUAAUCUGAGAGGUAUUAAAAACGAGCCUUUUCUCAACUUUGUGCGAGUUGAAUUUAACGGGAUUGCUCUGGGAGACUCACAGAAGCUGGAUGCGCCUGUGGAUGAGUGUGUGAAUUACAACUUCACCUGCAGCUUUGAAUGUUCUGAUGUCGGCCAUACUCUGGACGACCUGGCACAUAAACCAAUAAUAUUAACAUUGAUUGAAGUCUUACCAAAGGAGAAGAAGCAGAAAGAGGAGAAGACUUCUGUUUUGGGCCAGGCUAUUGCUGAUCUGCUCCCUCUGUUGCGUGGGCAGUGGAGCUUCUCUUCCACUGUGGUGCUUCAUCCUGCACCUGGACCACCCUCUGAGAUUGCCUUACAAGAUGGAGGAAUUAAGCCAACACUGGAAGUGACAGUCAGUGUGCCAGAGCCUUUGCUCUCAGACUCCCAGCUCUCUGAGUCUAAUCUGCUGGCGGUCACUGUGGAGACAGCAUACUCUGUGCCUGAUGUCUGGAACCCUGCCCCUGGGCCUUCUUGCAGUUAUGUAGCUGCUCUGCAAGUCCCCCUUACAGCUGAGAAAGAGCAGAUAUUAUUGUUCUCCAACGGUGUACUAAAAAUGGGUGGCGAGAGAGAGCCUGUACCCAGACCCAAAAAAUGGCCCAUUGGUCCACUCCUAGCCCCAGAUGCCCAGUUCAUUCCAGGCAUCUGCAUUGAAGGCGAGCUCACUGAUUUAGAAGAUGGAGGCCUUACUAGCAUUGAGGAUCAGGAAUUCCGAGCCGAAGCUGAGUGUAACAGGAAGAGAGUGAGUUGGGACACAGAGCGCCGCUGCUUUGUAGAUGCAGGUGGAGCUGCAUGUCUGACCCGCAGGAUUGCGGAAUGCAGGCUGUGGCCUGUGGAAGUUAUGAGAUCUCCUCAGGCUGGAGCUACCAAAGUAGCUGUGGGGAAAGCUUGCAAAGAAAAAACUCAAGCAGAGGAUGAGAUCCAGAUUCCUUUUCAUGGAGUGGCCUAUGUGGACUUGGCACCGUUGUUGUACCCUGGUGCAAAGUGUAUCCGUGGAGCAUAUAUGCUCCACCCAUUCUAUGACUCUGAUCUGCUGCUGAAGACCAAGAGGAAUAUGAGUGUUCUGCGGGAGAGCAUGAAGGCACCAGCUGCACAGGGCCGGCCUCGUCCCCCCUCCUCUGUGGGCUCCUGCAAGGCAGCACCCAGCAAAGUCUUUGAGACCCUCAAGGCAAGCAGAGAUAACAAAGAAGUGCCUAGAAAGACAGGAAAACUGGACCAAUGCGAGAGUAUAACAGACGCUGAAACACAAGUCAAUGCAGAAGGACAGAUGUAUACAGAUUCAAGAUCAUACAUUGUUAUUGAAAUUGCCUUGGAAAAACCACUUGUUCCAAAGAGACGACCAGAGGAGCUGGCAGAACGAGUGAUGGAACUGAUUCCACCCCGGCCUCCACUCCCCCGACGACCAGCUGGAGCAGAGAGAGCGGUACAGGACUAUCAGGCUCAGAUAGCGAGUGUGGCGGCUCAAGUGUUGGAGCAGUACCAGCAGAUGUUCGGAGAUGCGUUUGUCCCCAGAGCCAAGCCUCUGGACCCUGCCACCCAAGAGCAGCGCAAGAGACAGCUCUUUGGAGAACUCAACUGCUCUGGGAAGUAUUUUGCCUUUAAGGAGCAAAUGAAAUACUCAGUGGUGCGAAUCGUGAGAGAGAAAAUGCUGAGGACUGAGGCUUUCACAGAUCCAGAGCAGCUGCAGGCGUUUUUGAGUCAGCUCUAUGUCUUUCUAGUGGACGAGAUGCAUGUUGCACUCAAUAAGACCCUUUCAGCUGAUGCCCCGGAAGUCCAACCUGAGCCACCGCUGGACUGCAGUCAGCUCAGACAUUUUGCCAAAGAGGCCCAGCUUAAUGAGGAAUACCAGCUGGCUGCUCAGUAUUACCAGGAGCAGCUGGCUCAAGAUUGGAGCAAUCCGUCACACUGGUUUGAUUACGGAGUCUUUUACAUGCUGACGGCUGACUACCCGAAGGCUGAGGAGUGUUUCCAAAUGGCUGUAUCCAUCAACCAAGUAAAUGUACCCAGUUUGCUUAUGUGUGGGAUUCUGUCAGAGAUGAGUGGGCGUUAUGAGGAUGCCGAGACCUUUUUUGAGAGGGCCACAUGUAUAGAGCCGAGUUGUGUAGUUGCGUGGACCUUAUUUGGCCUAUUCUACCUGGCACAGGAGAACUUCAUCCGAGCUGAAAUGGCUUUCGCAGAAGCCACCAAGCAACUGAGGGCAGCCGUGGUGUGCAGUCCAGUGUGCAGACAGGAGAUGGUGCAUGACACUCAGACCCCCACAGAGGGUGGAGGGCAGGAGGAAGUGAAGUUUAGCCAGUCUCUGGCUGAACCAGUGGACAAACCUGCUGUGGAAGUGGAUGGGGAUAAAGAAGAGCUUGAGGCUCAGAGCAGACAGAUGAUUAUAACAGAAGAAGAUUACAAUGCAAAUGCUGAUCCUAAACUUGCUGUCCUACAACAUCAGUCCUCCACCAGACUCAGUACCACUAUCUAUAUGGAGACAGUGACGUUUUUGCUGCAGAAUUAUGCCUUACAGAUGGCCCAGAGGGCUUUGGCUCAGGAGCUGCUGUGUCCAGAUGAGGGUCCAAGCAGUUCAUAUCAUCUCGCCCUUGCCAAAGUGCAACUCCUCCAAGGACAGUACAGCAGUGCUGAGGCUAGUCUGCAGGAGGCUCUCAAUGACAGCUUCCAGAAUCCAGAUGCAUGGGCGCUUUUUGGUCAUUUAAAAUACUUGAUGAAGGAUUAUAAUCAAGCUCAAAAGUGCUAUGAGAGAACACUGGACAUUGUGAUGGACGCCUCAGACACACAUCUUGUUUACCUCCGUCUGGGCUCCAUCUACUUGCAAAGCAGAGAGUAUGAAAAAGCCAAGACCACAUACCUUCGUGCCUGCAAGAGCUCCCCCUCCUGUCUGACUUGGCUAGGUCUGGGCAUUGCUUGCUACAGGCUUGGGGAACUGACUGAGGCAGAGGAUGCCCUGUCUGAAGCCAACACCCUCAAUAAUAGAAACCCAAAGGUCUGGGGCUACCUGUCAUUGGUUUGUUUACAGACUGGAAGGAAACUGGAGGCUGAGCAGUCAUACAAAUACGCCUUAAAGUUCAGUUUCCCAGAUGAGCCACUACUACAGGAGAUCAGAGAGCUGCAGGAUCGUGUUGGAUUUGGAAAUCCUUCUUUUCCAUAGCAAUUACGCAAUUUAUUUUUAGCAAAACUAUGCACAAUUCAUAAUAUUUAUGAUGGAAAUAAUUACAAUAAAAUGUGAUUGUGUAAUCUGCAUUAAGCACAUAUUUGUAUGGAUUAUUUACUACAGUGUUGCUGUGUUUACCUGUCUAAAUAGUAGAAGCAGCUCAGGAUGGUAACAAGUGAAAUUAAAGCUCGAAUCAUAUUAUAGCACAGCCGUUUGUUACAAACGUUUA